This is a messenger RNA of Larimichthys crocea (large yellow croaker), 2493 nucleotides long. RefSeq names its product angiopoietin-like 3 (gene angptl3). Bases 355 to 1776 code for a protein of 473 amino acids. Lineage: Eukaryota; Metazoa; Chordata; Actinopteri; Sciaenidae. The transcript has 7 exons. Gene Ontology annotation, biological process: phospholipid homeostasis; cholesterol homeostasis; phospholipid catabolic process. The record is from RefSeq and is a predicted model, not a curated record.
AGGGUAGGGUGUGGUAUGGAGAGGGGAUUGGGGUAAAUGGGUAGUAGAGCAGGGGGGGGGCGUAUAUGUCAUUUGCUCACUGCUGUGAUUUGUUUGUUCGAGAGAGGGAGGGCUCGAGGGGGAUUUGGGAGGAGGUAGGGUACAGAGCUAAAACAUAGUAGGGUUUAAUGAUCAGCUAAUCCCCCCUCCUCUACUGAAAGGGCAGUAUAUAACACAGGGCAGCCUGCUGCUCGCACAUCAUUUAAACAGCAAGGAAGUCUAGGUUAUAGGCAGAGGGGGAGAAAACACUGUUGAGAGGAGCACAAAGUAGAGGAAAGUAAGAACAGUGAAACGCUUUCAUUAGACAAGAAAGUCAUGAUGAAGCUGUUUUCCUUAUUGCUGCUGCUAGCUAGUACCACUGCUGCUGUCCCUCUGGAAUCAUCAGGUAGAGAAGAGUUUCCCACCCUGCCCUCCCAGGCCUUUGCCACAGCACCAAACCCAACCGAAGCAAAGUCUCGCUUUGCCAUGCUGGAUGAUGUUCGUCUUCUUGCAAACGGCCUACUUCAGCUAGGCCAGAGUUUACGAGAGUUUGUCCACAAGACCAAAACCCAAAUCAACGACAUUUUCCAAAAGUUGAACAUUUUCGACCGCUCUUUUUACCAGCUCUCAGUGGUCACAUCAGAGAUCAAGGAGGAAGAGGAGGAGCUGAAGAAGACCACGAAUUUCUUGAAGGCCAACAAUGAGGAGAUCAAGAACCUGUCGCUGGAAAUCAACUCUAAGAUCAACGGCAUCCUGCAGGAGCGUACACAGCUGCAGAGCAAGGUGGGAAGCCUCGAAGAAAGGCUGAAGGGACUGUCGCAGAGUAUUGUCCCUGUUGACCAGCUUAGUGAAAUCACAACACUCAAGGAGGUGAUUGACGCUCAAGAGAAAACUAUCUCUGAUCUGCUGAAAGCUGUGGGGGAGCAGCAUGAUCAGCUCAACAAUCAAAAAAUCAUGAUAAAAAAUCUGGAGGAAAAGAUAAGCUAUGACAGCUUUCAAGAUACAGUUGAUAAGCCAAUGGAUUCAGACUCUGCUGCUUCCGAUAUGUUUGAAUAUCUGACAGGAAACUCAACUGGCCUGGACACAAAUGACCUCCCUAUGGAUUGCAGUGAGGUGUUUAACAAAGGAGAGGCAAACAGUGGAAUCUAUGUAAUCAAGCCAAACAAAUCGGAGCCAUUCAACGUAUACUGUGAACUGGGAAUAGAUGGGGGUUCAACUGUCAUCCAACGCAGGGUUGAUGGUUCAGUGGAUUUUGACCAGACGUUGAACAAGUACGAGAAAGGCUUUGGAGAUCUGGAAAAGGACUUCUGGUUGGGCUUGAAGAAGAUCCACAGCUUAACACAGCAGGGAGUUUACAUCAUGCGUAUUGAUCUGGAGGACUGGAAGGAGGAGAAGCAUUGGGUUGAAUACCGUUUCUCACUGGAGGGUCCCUCCAUGGACUACACCCUUCAUGUCAGCCACUUUUCUGGUGACCUGCCUGAUGCCAUGGCCAACAACACUGGAAGGAGAUUCUCAACAAAAGACAGCAAGAACGACAACCAUCGAAACUCCAACUGCGCUCGCAGUUACACCGGUGGUUGGUGGUUCAAUGGCUGUGGGGAAACAAACCUGAAUGGAAGGUACUUGUGGUUGAAGGCAAAAGGACGCUCAAUGAGAAGGAGAGUCAUUCACUGGAAGCCUGGUACAGGGCCUUCAUAUUCCCUCAAGAUGACCAAGAUCACCAUACGACCAGACCCUACUGCUAAAAGCCUCAACUGAACCCCGUUAGUCAUGCCUUCUCGUUCCACAGAAAUGAAGUAACACAGGCAUUAUUUAUAUCAACAACACCAAAUUUAAUUUAUCUGCAACAUUAGGCCAAUUGCUUCCAUACAUCAUUUUGUCAGAGGCUGGUGGUGACCAACAGAUGACAGACAGGCCAGAAGAGUCACAAGCCAGAAUAUGCUGAUCAGUCGCAAUGGUGCAACCAUGGCACACAGGUCAUUAACCUAUUGUUUCUGAUCCAACAGGGACAGUAGAACUGUCAUUAUGCAACGUCUGCAAUCACUUGCAAAAUGGACAUAUUGAUCCACAUCAGUAACCUAAUUCAGUGCUGGAGGCAAAAUGUCACACUACUGCAUAAGAAAAAAACUAAACUAUUGCUUGGCUAUGUUUUAAAUGAGCUUAAAUGAACGACAGCUUCCAUGUUAGCUAUUUAAACUGUAUUUUAUCUUUGUGAUGUGAAACUGUUGCAUGGUUCUGAUGAGCUACUGGCACAAAUAACAACAGAUUAUUACAUAAAGCAUGCAAACUAUAAGUCAGGGCUCAAGAGAAACAUCUGUACCAUGUGUCCAUAGAGGUAUUUUCUUUUCAAUGAAGGGCUUGUAAUUUAUGUCCUGGUAUUUUACACUUAACACCGCUAGUUUUACAAUCCACAAAGUGAGGCCAACCUUAGCAGUGAAUUACAAAACAAAAGAGUAUAAGAGAGUAAAAAAAAAA